AUGUGUAUCCGUCCAACUGUCAUGAAGAAGCCGCCUGAAAACGUGACGCUAUUGGCCUUCGCAAAACAUUUGGUCCGGCGUGGCAUCUUUUUAAGCAGCGAGCGGUUUAAAAAAGGAAGCACGCGCCGGAGGAUGGACUGUAAAUCAUGGGCCAGCUGGCUUAGCAGAUGGCACACGCUUCUGGAAAUAUUGCCUCCUUCCGAGCCGCCACUAUGUCACUGGGUGAGUGUCGGGUUAUCCUUAGGAUAUGAAUAA
Nezara viridula (southern green stink bug) is the source of this 255-nucleotide messenger RNA. NCBI's taxonomy places the organism in Eukaryota, Metazoa, Arthropoda, Insecta, Hemiptera, Pentatomidae. The record is from the annotation of a GenBank genome assembly.